Messenger RNA from Apis florea (little honeybee), 1829 nucleotides. RefSeq names its product lipase member H-A-like. Gene Ontology annotation, molecular function: serine hydrolase activity; lipase activity. The record is from RefSeq and is a predicted model, not a curated record. Gene Ontology annotation, biological process: lipid catabolic process. NCBI's taxonomy places the organism in Eukaryota, Metazoa, Arthropoda, Insecta, Hymenoptera, Apidae.
AUGGUGGAUGUGCGCGUGCAUGUAAAUCGAACGUUAUUUUCCAUAUAUUCGGUGGAAGAAAUCUUUGGGAGAAGGAGCACGCGACAUCACGUGUUUUUCAACGACGAAGAUCAUUGCUCGAGUUUUUCCUUUUUUUUUUUUUUUUUUUACGUUUUCCCUUUCUCUCCCAUUCCAGACGAGAAUGCGCUCCACGCCACGCCGCUCCCGUCCGGCGUCUGCUCGUACUGUUGCCCCAUCGACGUGAAUCGGGACAUAGAGUAUCUUGUGUACACCAGGAGGAACCCGAAUUGCGGAGCGACGUUGAAUAUCUCGGACCCGUAUUCGUUGGGGAGGAGCAAUUUCAACGGCAGAUAUCCGACCGUAAUUUUCAUCCACGGAUACAGCGAGAGCGCGACGGGAAGAAGCGCCGUGGCGAUACGCGAUGUUUACCUGAAACGGGGGGAGUACAACGUGAUUCUGGUGAACUGGGCAAAGUUGGCCGGCCUGCCGUGGUACGUGACAGCUGUGAGAAACACGAGAAUAGUCGGGCCUCAGCUCGCCCGCCUCGUCGAAUGGCUGGCCGCUCGGGGGGCCGUGUCCCUGCCCGACUUGCACGUAAUUGGUUUCAGCCUGGGGGCCGAGAUAGCUGGUUUCAUGGGGAAAGCUUUGUCCCCGCGGAAGGUGGGCAGGAUCACGGGGCUGGACGCCGCCUACCCACUCUACAUGAACACGGGCAACGAGGGCCACUUGGCGAGGACGGACGCCGCGUUCGUGGACGUGAUCCACACGGACGGGGGGAUCCUGGGCUUCCCGAAUCCGUUGGGCCACGUCGACUUCUAUCCGAACGGUGGGAAACCGAAGCAGCCCGGCUGCGACGAAACGGAGAACGCGUUUCAGAGAAGCUUGUCGAGAUUCGUCAAUCGGUACAUCUUUUGUGGCCAUCAUCGCGCGUGGAUGUUCUACGCCGAGUCGGUGACGAAUCCUUUCGGUUUCCCGGCCAGUCGAUGCGCAAAAUGGCGGCCGGACAUCCCGGUGGAUUGCAGGUGGACGCCCCAAGCGUUGAUGGGCUUCGCCGUGGAUCACGGAACGAGAGGGAAAUUUUACUUGAGGACCAACGCGCAGCCACCUUUCGCGAGGAACGCGACAGGCUACGCGUGACGUUCAGUUUUGGAUGAACCAUGCCAUCGAGAUUUUAGAUUUCUUUCGAGAACUUGCUCGACAGGGAUCGUGCCAAUGAAACGGAGGAGGAAGAAGUUGAGGGACGAUUUUAUAUACGGCAAGAAAGGAAAAAGUGAAAAUUGCCCCUCAUCAGCUCCGAAGAAAAGGAAGGGGAAAACACGGUGAAUAAAGUUGACUAUCAUCGAGCAGUUUCUCUUCUUUGCGACGACUGACGGCGACUGCGGCCAGUUACAAUUUGGUACAAUUUAUUUAGCCAGGCCUAGGAAAUUCCAAGGACGAAUCUCUUUCGAGCGAUAAUCGGAUAAGGACAACCCUUUGUCGGGGAUAAUUUUGUUAAACAUUUGAUCAAAAACUCGGUAAACUUUGGAUGAACAAUGAGAAAGGAUGAAAAUCUGGCCGAUCUCCAAAUAUAUCUUCAAAUAUAGAGCGAGUAUACUUUUUUGCAACGAUUUCAAAGAUUCGAGAAAAUCUUGCGAUCUUGCAGUCCAAAAAGAGAAAAAAAGAAAGUUGGAAAAUAUAGGGGAGAAGUAGAGUGCACAGUUUUGCUCGUAGAUAAAAUUACACGAAAAAUGGAGCAGAAAUUUUUACUCGAUCGUUUUUCGAGUAGAGAAUCAAAAGUGUGUUUCACGCGAGAUAUUUUUUUAGAGGAAGGGAGAGUGAGAGAGAGAGAG